This is a messenger RNA of Selaginella moellendorffii, 1626 nucleotides long. RefSeq names its product zinc finger CCCH domain-containing protein 11. The transcript has 8 exons. Gene Ontology annotation, cellular component: cytosol. Gene Ontology annotation, molecular function: mRNA binding; metal ion binding. The coding region runs from base 426 to 1556 and encodes 376 amino acids. Gene Ontology annotation, biological process: cytoplasmic translation. NCBI's taxonomy places the organism in Eukaryota, Viridiplantae, Streptophyta, Lycopodiopsida, Selaginellales, Selaginellaceae. The record is from RefSeq and is a predicted model, not a curated record.
GAGUCAUUUGCUACCGAGAACCGGCGCUUGGAUCGGGGAAGAUGGGAGAUUUGAGAGGAACUGCUUCGAUAAGGUGGAGAUCAACAAGGGAUCGAGCUACAUUCAUGUGGAUUCGCUGACCGGAGAGGGAAUUUGGCUGCCCGGUCACGAUGGCGACGAGAUUGAGAUCGAAGCGAGCAGCGUGAAGAAGAAGAGAAGAAAGAAGAUGAACAAGCACAAGCACAAGAAGCUCCGACGGAGAAAUCGCCAUAGCAAGAAGAAGAAGUGAUAAAAAACCCCCCUUUUCCUCUUUGAGAAAGCAAGCUAGCAUUUUUGUUUAGGGCUUUUGCUCUCUUUGAUGAGGGUUAGGGCUUGGGAAGUGGAGGCGCUGAUCGGCGCAAGGGCAGCGCGGCUCGAUCGAUUGGUUGAUUCAUCUCCGCGAAGAAAUGCCUCCGAAAGCCGCCGACAAGGGGUCCAAGGAGAAGCAGAAGGCCGAUUUGGCGAAGAAGCAGAAGCUCGUGGAGGACAAGACAUUUGGGCUCAAGAACAAGAACAAGAGUAAGAAUGUCCAGAAGUAUGUGGCGAGCCUCCAGCAAUCCGUGCAGUCUCGUGUCAAGCGCGAGGAGGAUCCCAAAGCUGCUCAGAAGAAAAAGAAGGAAGAGGAAACUCAGCGGGAGAAGGAGCUGAAUGAGCUCUUCAAGGUUGCCAUCAGCCAGCCGAAAGUUCCAGUUGGUGUCGAUCCAAAGUCAGUCGUUUGCGAGUUUUUCAGGAGGGGACAGUGCGCCAAGGGAUUCAAGUGCAAGUACUCUCAUGAUCUCAAUGUGGAGAGAAAGGGAGAGAAGAUCGACCUCUACAGUGACCAGCGUGAUAACGAGACCAUGGAAGAAUGGGACCAGGAGACGCUGGAGAAGGUUGUGGAAUCCAAAGGGAAAGAGUACAUGAACAACAAACCAACUGAGAUAGUGUGCAAGUACUUCCUGGAUGCCGUUGAGAAGAAGCAGUAUGGCUGGUUCUGGGUGUGUCCCAAUGGUGGUAAAGACUGCCAUUACCGACAUGCGUUGCCACCAGGGUACGUUCUGAAGUCUCAAAUGAAGGCGUUGUUGGAGGAGGAAGCUGAGAAACUAAGCAUUGAAGAGGAGAUCGAAGAACAGCGAACAAAGGUUUCGACGACCACCCCUCUAAAUGCUACGAUCUUCAGCGAAUGGAAGAAGAGAAAGGAGCAGGAAAGGGAAGCGAUGUUGGCACAGAAGAGGGCUGAACGAGCGAAGAAUGACAGAAUGAGUGGAAGAGAACUCUUUGCCUCUGACGCAAGCUUGUUUGUCGACGAUUUGGAGGCUUGCGACGAGUAUGAGAGAGACGAAGGGGAACCCGGAAGUAGCUCCAAAGCUCAGGAUGCGAAGGCAACUGAUACCGCCGCAACUGCUGCUGCUGGAUCGUCGUCAGCGUCUGUGGAUCCAGCCGAGAUUGACGAGGACGACGAAGCGAUUCCAGACGUUGAGGACGAUGAUCUGGACGAGGACGAGCUCAACGAGUUGGAAGCUAGGCUAGCUAGUUCGGGCGUAGGUGGCGAUACUUAGACAAAGUUCCCGAGAUCUUUUAUUAAACCCUCGGAUGUUUGUUCUCCUGGCAAUUGGAAAGCUUUUGAAA